AUGACGUCAAAGAAUGGUGUUGCCGGUGUGACGGUGAUUGGACAUGAUAGUGAAUCAAGAACACUUGUGAAUAGAUAUGAAAGUGCAGGUUCUUACAAACGAAAGAUUAACUAUGAUAUUUCCAUAGAACAGAUCCUUGCCAUUAUGAAGCAGUCCAAGAAUUGCGAGCAGCUUAUAAAAUAUGAAUGUUAUGGUAGCAUCUUGCUAGGACAUCCUCAUGGUUGGUGGGUAUCACGUCAAGGUUCACCGAUGAAUUACUGGGGCGGGGCGGCAGUCAACAGCCGAAAAUGUGCAUGUGGAAUGACCAACAGCUGUGCAGGUGGAGGAAAAUGUAAUUGUGACAAGAAUGAUUACACAUGGCGUGAAGACAGUGGAUAUCUGACUGACAAGAACACACUGCCUGUUACUGAGCUGAGAUUUGGAGAUACCGGUGGCUCUAGUGAGAAAGGAUACCACACACUGGGAAAAUUGCGAUGUUGGGGUUAGGAGCGAACGUUUUUGAGGGAUAAUGCAUAAACCGAAACGUUAUCACUUAGCAAAACAUAGGAUAAGUAAUAUAGAACGCGUCUUUGGUAAAAGUGUCAAUAAAAAAUAGUUUAACACAAAAGCAGAACUUAUAGGACAUAAUUAUCACUAACAAUAUGCAGUUUCUUACAGCUUUAUAUAAAUUAAAAAUAGGAAAUCUGUUUUAUAAUUAAGUAGAAUGAUAGAAAAUGUUGCACUAGAAUCUAAAUUGAAAAGAAUAAAAGU
Paramuricea clavata is the source of this 750-nucleotide messenger RNA. Lineage: Eukaryota; Metazoa; Cnidaria; Anthozoa; Malacalcyonacea; Plexauridae. The record is from the annotation of a GenBank genome assembly.